AUGGACGCUUUUGACCUCCUCAUCAACGCCAUAAGAGGUCCACCUUACAACACCCCAGAGGAUCCGUUGGACUAUCUCUCUACCCAGCCCUCACACAAUGCAGAUCACAACAGCCACUCGGCUCCUUCGUCCCAAGACAUUGCAAAGAUCAUCCCCGUCCUCUCCAAGCUAUGUCUCGGUCAUUCCGACCAGGAUGCACAACAAGACAUUACCCGGAUAGAAGUCUGGCAUCCUACCACAGCUCAAAAGUCAUACGUCAAUGAACGACGCAUGCUGAGCCCCGCUCCUCUCCUUCGUGUAUCCGGCCCGCUCCUAUCUACUCUCACAGCAGUCACCCUCGCGACUGUGUAUCUAUCCCCAGAUACUCCUCCGAUGUCCUGGGAGACCAGAAUCAUUCCACUUGACCCUUCCUCCCAACCUCCUUCACCUCCCGCUUCCUCCCACAAGCGAGCUGAAAGGGAGGCCCGUCAACGUCGUUGGAGAAGUCUGGCUGCAAAGGCUGGCUUUGCUGCCACACUGUCACGAGAGAAGCUGCGAAUGAUAGCCCGCGAACGUAAAGCAUUGGAGGUGGGAUUGGCUUUUCCCGCUCUGUGGGCUGGAGGGAAGAAAGGCAAGGGAAAGCAAUUCCAACUUCGACUUACUCUCGGUCCACCCGGACAGGACGUCGCUUUGAUGGAGCCCCCAGCUGAUCAUCCGACAGAGUAUGAUACUCAUGCCGUCGAGGAGCAACGGACAGGGGAAGAUACUCUACACGACGCCGCGGUCACCGCUUUGGGCGAAAUGUUCGGUGCAGAUGAUUUGGAAGGACUCAGCGCUUUGAGGGAUCAUGAUAUUGAGAAUGCUCUUAGAGAUCAUGAAAUUGGCAAUGCGUUGGGAAGCCUGGCGGAUCAUCUUCCUGCCGCCGUCGCGACCGAGCUUGCUCCAUCACAGUCGGAACUCACCUCGACGAUCACCCACGACCAAAAUGGAACUCCGGCAGCUGUCCUUAAUGCGAAUGAGCAGUCAAAUGUUGGACACCAAGAAGAAGAUCCUACUCUGCCUUAUCCACCAGUUUUGAAAACCCUCAAUUCGGUCUCGGUACAAACACAAACCCCCACUCAUGAUGUAUGGGCUACUCUCACUUCGCCUCCACUCGACAUGGUCUCCAAGCCGUCCAUCAAAACAGCGAAAUCCCGUUCCGCCGCUUUCCUCUCCACCUCGACCGUCUUCGCCCUUUGGGUCAGGAUCCACGCUCAAACAGUGAGAACCAAAUACAUGUCUAUGGAAACUCCAUCUUCGAACUCAUCAUCCGGCAAACUCACCGCGAAAACAGGGAAAUGGACUCCGUUCCGAUUUCAUGUCAUCUCUCUUGCCCCUCCCCCUAUACCUCAGGCGAAACGUCGACAAGAUUCAGAUACGCUGACAUUCGGUUCAGUCGUACAGCUUCAUGAUGUGCACACGGGCAGUCGGUCUGAACCCGUGCGAUUGGUCAAGGUGGAGAAGGGCGAGGUGGACAUGAGUGCAGAUGAGGGAAGACCCAUCAGUGUUUUACAGCGGUUGGGGUUGGUACGCGUGGAGGAAAAUGCGGGACAGAGAAUGUAUCUUUCCGCUCCCGGAGCAAGACAGGGAGGGGCUGAGUUGAUGACACCUGAUGAGAUUAGUCGAAUACGGAGGAGAAAAGUUCCUAAUCGGUAUACUCAGGAAGGGGACACAUUGGCGGAUAUGGAAUUGCCUCUGGAAGGAGACAUAGGGAGUAUUGAUGAAUCGUCGAGUAGACCUAGGAAGAAGGUCAAGACGAAGAGGAAUGCUUUGGCCAGAGUUGUCAUUGAGGAAGACGAGGAAGGGAGCACGUUGGCAGAGGUCAGUUGGGCGGGAGUGAAAGUGGAGGAGAGGGAUGGGAAGAUUGUUGAUAAAGUGGAAGAUUGGAUGUGUUGGGUUAUCGGUGGUGUUUCCUCAUUCUCAUACUCAUUCAUCAACUUUGACCCACUUUCUCAUUCCCUCGACCCGAUUCCCAACCUCUUGUCAGACCCUCAACCAAACCCGACCUUCACAUCACUCGAUCUUCUCCUCCCUUCUUCUGCUCAACAUUCUCAUCUCUAUCUCGGACCUCUUGGACCUUUAUCGGUCUCCGUCCUUCCGCCCACUACUUCCUCCCAACAUCAACCUCUGACCGAUCCAGAAGUGGUUAUCACGAUGAGAGUGGAGAUUCCUAGUAGUCAAGCUAUAUUAUUAGCUAUUGAGGAGAUCGAGAGACGUCUCAAUGGUACCGGUGAAGAGGCGGGUUCUACUUCUCAUUCAAACAAAACGGUAGAAAACGUUGAAACACCUCUUGUUGGAUCAAAUACGCAAGAAGGUAAUACGGAAGAAUGGACAGUACCAUCUAAUUCCAUACAACCAGACUUAAACUAUCAUCAACCUUCUCAAAUGGUGACGAUUCAAGAGACGGAGAAUAUGAUAGAAGAUAGGAAUAUGGAAUUGAGGAAAGAAGAAAUGACAUUGGAUGAAUUCAUGUUAGAUCCUACUCUAGCACGAUCCGAUGGAGGACAUUUGAGAUCUAUGGAUAGAGUUGAUAUUUCAAGACAACCAACACAAGUGUUUCAAGAAGGACAAAUGGUUGAUUCAGAAGUGAGGAAUUCUAGUCAAUCGAUCGAGUCUGGAGAAAAUAUCAACCAGAUGGUUCUUCCUUCUAUGGAAGUAUCGGAUGGUCAAGUUUUCCCCGAUGAUACACCUUCAGGAGAAAUAAGAGGGAUAGUCAAGGUUUAUCCACCUGAACAUGGAUCUGAUGACAGUGAUGUAAAUAAAAGCAUGGCAGUUGAGACAACAAAUGAUGAUGAUGGUAAAUUGGGAGCAACGAGUAAAGGAUCAUGUUGA
This is a messenger RNA of Tremella mesenterica DSM 1558, 2850 nucleotides long. RefSeq lists its product as uncharacterized. The record is from RefSeq and is a predicted model, not a curated record. The transcript has 5 exons. The coding region runs from base 1 to 2850 and encodes 949 amino acids. Gene Ontology annotation, cellular component: nucleus. Gene Ontology annotation, biological process: regulation of transcription by RNA polymerase II. Gene Ontology annotation, molecular function: RNA polymerase II cis-regulatory region sequence-specific DNA binding; DNA-binding transcription activator activity, RNA polymerase II-specific. NCBI's taxonomy places the organism in Eukaryota, Fungi, Basidiomycota, Tremellomycetes, Tremellales, Tremellaceae.